Molecule: messenger RNA, 999 nt
Organism: Trametes versicolor FP-101664 SS1
Lineage: Eukaryota; Fungi; Basidiomycota; Agaricomycetes; Polyporales; Polyporaceae
Product: PTPLA-domain-containing protein
Exons: 5
Coding region: 1-891 (296 amino acids)
Biological process (GO): very long-chain fatty acid biosynthetic process; fatty acid elongation; sphingolipid biosynthetic process
Cellular component (GO): endoplasmic reticulum membrane
Molecular function (GO): 3-hydroxyacyl-CoA dehydratase activity
Source: RefSeq, a predicted model, not a curated record
AUGGCCAUGAUUGAAGAAGUAGACGUGCCCAAAAAGCAGACCCGGCAGAAACGAGGCACGCCAGUCCCCCCUGCAUACGCGCGCCCGCCCCCGCUCGUCAAGUACUACCUAGUGCUCUACAACGUCCUCUCCGCCCUCGGCUGGUCCUACGUCCUCCUCAGCACGCUCGUGCACGUCUUCAACCUCGACGGCGCGCACGCCGGCUCGCCCCUGCACGCCUGGUUCGCGCGCCUCCCCUUCCUCCCCAGGGCCCUCGCCUCCAACCCUACCGCCGCCCGCCUCGAGGCGGCGCUGCCCGCGUGGGCCGUCCCCGCGCUGCGCCGCGCGGGCACCGCGUACGCGCGCGUCGGGCGGCAGACGGCGUUCGUGCAGAGCUUCGCGGUGCUCGAGGUGCUGCAUGUCCUGCUCGGGUGGGUGCGCAGCCCGCUCGUGACGACGCUCAUCCAGGUCGCGAGCCGUCUGUAUCUCGUGUGGGGUAUCACUGGGCAGUUCCCCCAGACGCACACGAACCCGCUCUACGCGUCGAUGGUGCUCUCGUGGUCGCUCACCGAGGUCGUGCGGUACACGUUCUACGCAUGCAACCUCCUCGGGACCGAGCCUGCCCCGCUGCUCUUCCUGCGCUACACGUUGUUCUACGUGCUCUACCCGACUGGGGCCUCCUCGGAGGCGCUGCUCAUCUACGCGACGAUCCCGCCGCCGGGGCUCGGCUUCGGACACUCGCUCACGCCUAACUUGUUGGCGGGGGUGCACACGUACGUGCGUCAGUACCUUUUCCUUGUCUGGUGGCCUGGACUGUAUGUGAUGUACACGCACAUGAUGAAGCAGAGGCGCAAGGUCUUUGGUGGCGCGAGCAAGGGGAGGACGCUCGGCGCCAAGCCGAAGUCGCAGUGAUGUCUCAACGGGAUCGGUGCUAUAGCGGGACUUGUCGCUUUGCUUAGAGUACUCCAACAUCUAAUUUCGUGACAUGUAUGCGGCCGUGUGCUACUAUAUGCUCUGCCG